Molecule: messenger RNA, 1482 nt
Organism: Schistocerca piceifrons (Central American locust)
Lineage: Eukaryota; Metazoa; Arthropoda; Insecta; Orthoptera; Acrididae
Product: acyl-CoA Delta-9 desaturase-like
Exons: 5
Coding region: 1-1038 (345 amino acids)
Biological process (GO): unsaturated fatty acid biosynthetic process
Cellular component (GO): endoplasmic reticulum membrane
Molecular function (GO): stearoyl-CoA 9-desaturase activity; iron ion binding
Source: RefSeq, a predicted model, not a curated record
AUGGCGCCACGUCCACAGAGCCCAGAAAUAAAGCCAGAGGAAGACGCAUGCGCCCGGGUGGACGAGACCCCAGGGAGAGAACCCAGUAAGCCGUACGUGAGGCAGAUCUACUGGACCAACGUGGUGGGCAUCGCCGCACUGCACCUGGCCGCCCUCUGGGGGAUUACGUGGACGCCAUUCUAUGCCAAGGUGCUCACCAUCUUAUGGGCGAUCUUCCUGGGCGGCGCAGGUGGGUUCGGAGUGACGGCAGGUGCCCACCGGCUGUGGACUCACCGCGCCUACAAAGCCACGUGGCCUGCCAGGGUCAUCCUUAUGGUCUGCUACUGCAUCGCCGGACAGAACCCUUUGUACGACUGGGUGCGCGACCACCGGGUGCACCACAAGUUCAGCGAGACGGACGCGGACCCGCACAACGCCCGCCGCGGCUUCUUCUUCGCGCACGUGGGCUGGCUCAUGAUGCGCAAGCACCCGGAAGUCGUCCGCCGCGGCAAGCAGAUCGACAUGAGCGACAUCCUCGCCGACCCGGUUGUCCGCUUCCACCAGAAGUACUUUAGGCCACUGAAAUUCAUGCUGUGCUUCUACCUACCUGUGAUGAUCCCUGUGUGGCUGUGGGCUGAAGACUGGUAUCUAUCCUUGGUCGUCAAUGCCAUCAUCCGGUAUGCCUGUAGCCUCAACUUCACCUGGCUAGUCAACAGUGCUGCACAUAUCUGGGGCAACAAGCCUUAUGACAGGCGUAUCAGCCCAGUGGAGAACCGUUUGGUGGCAUUUCUAGCAAUGGGUGAGGGGUGGCACAACUACCAUCAUGCCUUUCCCUGGGACUACAAGGCAGCUGAGCUGGGUGCAUACGGCUUCAAUGUUACCACCCUGUUUUUGGACCUCUUCGCACGCCUCGGUAUGGUGUACGACAGAAGAGUGCCUUCUGAGGACCUAGUCCGUCGGACAGCACUGAUGAAUGGCGAUGGUUCUCACCCUGUGUACCGCCAAAAUGAUGUCACUGACUUGUCCCUGCAGAAAGCACCUGCCACAGGUGGUUCAUGAGACUGACCAAGCUUGCAGUGUUGUCAUCUGGCUGCGUUCGAUUUUGGCAUGUGUGAGUUGCGUGAUUCAUGCAGAAGUGGACCAUAUGCUAAAAAAACUGUAUGAAACCUAAGUAGUAGUGAAAUCACAAUUAAUUCCAUUUCUUCAAUUCUGUCUUGCUGUGUACAUGCAGACACAAGUGCACAAGAUGCAUUGGCUGUAAUGGUGGUUUUAUCAUAGUUUGGAACAGUGAUACUGCCACUACAUUGGGGCCUAAUGGCUAUGUGUUUAAGGGCUACCACGUGAGCAAAGAACACAAGAAGUUAUGUUUGUUAUUAAAGGACUCUGUGAUGAGCAAAAAAUUAAGUGUGAAACAUGUAUACAGUAUAACUUUGAUUUCUGUUUCCACUGAAGUAGAAUCCUUUCCUGUAUGGUGCAUUGUAGUACCCAAUAAGAAGUAUGUUA